Molecule: messenger RNA, 3043 nt
Organism: Varroa destructor (honeybee mite)
Lineage: Eukaryota; Metazoa; Arthropoda; Arachnida; Mesostigmata; Varroidae
Gene: IntS14
Product: integrator complex subunit 14
Biological process (GO): snRNA 3'-end processing
Cellular component (GO): integrator complex
Source: RefSeq, a predicted model, not a curated record
AUUAUUAACUUCUUAGCCAAUCAUUGAUUGUUAUGGGUACGAAAAUACGUGCAAAAUUUCUUGGAUGACUACGUUUAACUACAAUCGGUAUCUAUUAGUAUGAGAACACAUUGCAAAGAUAUGACUGACGCUUCCGCAUAAAGAGGUCAAUACUGUAACAAUGGAAAUGAGAUGGCCUGAGUCAUCCGCGGCCGUCGAGAGAACUGUUGACCUACACAGAGAGGGGCCUGCAUGUGGUAAAAAGUUCAUAGUUGAAUACAUUUUACGCGUAGAGGGACAAUAGCUAUUUUAUCGUAUCAGCAAAUUGACACUCUCUUCCUCUUCUUUUUCUUUUAUUGAUUUGAGUUUUAUUCUUUUUCCCUUAUACGUAUAUAUACACGUUUGUGGCCAUGUUUUUCAAAGGUAAGAAUCGAUAAAAAGCGACAAAUUCUUUUUAAUUAACCGAAAUAUUAUAGGCGAUUCAUGACAUACUACAAAAAAAAACGUAGCACCGAAGGUGGAUUUUCUAGUUGAAGUUAACUACUUAUCUGAAUGGAGAUUCAGACUACUAGAACUAUCACAGAGUUUGGGUAGUUACAAGAGGUACAUUCCGGUGAUGGCAUAGUGAAUAGCGUGCUUAAAUUAAGGAACAUCAGCUGUAUUAUAGAAUGCUUAACGGAGGGAGCGGACAUAAAACUCGAAAUAUCUGUAUACAAAAAGUACUUAUUUAAAAUAAAGAACUCAUUAACUGAAAACUAAACUCAUUUUGUAGGUAUCUUAUAGUAAGCUCGAGGCCUAUAUGUAUAGAGGGCAGGAAGUGUUUUCUAUUUGAAUAUAAGCCUAGAAGUAGACCUAGUCAGCUAAUCAUGUCGCAUCCUGUUUGUUUUCAGAUGAUCUUAACUCUGGGUUCGGUGCAAGCAGGUUGAUCCGACCUAGUGUAGUACGCGUAUCAAUUCACUGAUCAUCAUCCGGCAGCCUUUAAAAUAUCUCUGAUUCACAAAAUGUUUGGUGCUAGUAUUCUGUUAAUUAGAUUAGAUAGACGACGGAUUUAGCGGACUUGGCUAAAUAGGAUUAACUGAGGUAGAUUUAGCCAUAUACGGCGUGAUUAGGAGUUGAACGAAGUGAUUCAAUAUGCCGACCGUAUUACUUAUCGAUGCCUCACUCUCGAUGUGUCGUCCAGUGGAGCUCGCCGAUCGUCCUGAGCCCAUGCAGCUUCGACAUCUAGCUGCGGAUGGACUCAAUCACCUUCUGCAAUAUAUGGCGAUACAUUGCAAGUUGGAAUUCUGCUCAAUUGUAGUUUUCUCAUCAUUAUGGGAAGUGGUUGAACCUUUCACGCGUGAUUUCGAUGCACUUAGAGAGAGGCUGAGCCGGCUUCAGUUCUAUGAUAGAACAGCGUUUGAGGCUGGCAUCGAAGGAGCGAAGCAAGCAGUUCUGCAUGAGUGGGGAGUGACGUGCAGCUGCCAGGCGUUCGUAUCGAUCGGCGAGUCAUCGUAUGUCUCCUGGCAGGGUCGCCUUACGUGUGGCCAUUUGUCUUCACACGUGACGCUUUGCCCCCCACCUGAACCGCAGCCGCGACGUGGCCCAGACGCCGAAGCCGAUCAGCCACCGGUGCGAAUGACUGAACAAAUCUCGAUUGUUGGAUUCAUGAACAUUGGUGAUGUAGCACAUCCUGCUACAGUGUCUCGUCAUCUCGUUUUACCAAUACCAGCACCAAAAACCUAUGAUACAUCGGACUCAAGCGGAGGUAUAGUCGGUGGGAUUGAUUCUCAAGAGAAUUCCUCGUCGUUGCCGUCGAUUGGCGAGAUCAAAGCGGAGCCAGCGGUGACUUCAGACAGUGGAGAUGGCGUUUGUAGUAAUGUGGGCUCGGCUACAGGCGAUGAAAACGACGGAAAGCAGGCUUCAUUCUGUGUCCUUCUGCAUGGAUCGCUUAAGGUUGAGUCGAUGGUCGCUAUUGCCAGAAUUGGGCCGUCUUGGUAUGGAAUGUUGUACUCGUGGGCGGAUAGCAAAAAGAAGUCUAAUCUCAUGCUCUCAACGUUCGAACCCGGCGAGAACUCUGUGCCUUGGUGGUGCGCCUUCAAGAACCUCGGCAGCGCUAACCUCAAUGGAAUCCCAUCGACCUGGGAAAAGCUAAAGCUUCCGCUAAAACCGCUUGAAAAACCCAGCUACUCACAAAACUCAGUCGUUUGGAUUCGCACAACGGGUCUUCAGGCAGACAUACAGAAGAUUCUCCGACAUGCGCGUAAACUACCUGAGAAGAUCCAUAACUUUUACAAGGAAUUGAAUCGAGUACGUCGAGCUGCCAUAUCGUACGGCUUCACAGAUCUACUUGAAGCGUUAUCGUCGAUUCUUGAAAGGGAAUGCACUCUUCUUCCAGGCACUGCCCACCCCGAUGCAGCUCUUCAACUAAGUCAUGCGGCAAAUCAGCUCAAGCCUCCAGCUAACGGCUCGGGCCCACUGCCUGACGCUGAUGUUCCAAUAGCUCCCCUUCGUACAAAGUAUUUCCAAAAUAUGAGCGAAUAGCGCUAGGCUUAGCGGGGAGCUUCUGCCUGUCUGCUAUAUAUAUAUAUACAUCAGCUCCUCCAGGACCGUCCUGUAAAUGAGGGUGCUUGCGAAAGUGUGGGUAACUCAUAAGCCAAUGAAGCCGAAGUAUAAUGUAAAAAAUUGUGUUACACGCACUUCUGCUGUAAAUUGAAUGCGAAUCAAGCGACAGGUGACCAAGUUACGCUCGAAUUUAAACUGAGCUCUCGGCAAAGAAGCACCAUAGGCUUGUAUGAUAUUCAUAUUUGUUCGGAACCAACAAGCUAGCUUGCAGCACAAUGUAAAAGUAUAAACGAUACAACUUUGUUUAAAUAAAUGUGUAAACAAAAUAUGUGUAGAAUUAAAACUUGUCGUACGUCUGAUCUCAUUACUGCGACAUUGUUCUUCAACUAAUCAUCCGUAUAGCUCUUAACUACUCGACUGAGAUAAGCGGAUUUCGAGAUAAUAGAUUAGAGUUCAUUCAUUAAAAAAUUUUGAUGAACUUUCUGUAAAAUUAGCUAUCUUGGGUUAAUAAUAAAUUAAAAUU